Messenger RNA from Lactuca virosa, 408 nucleotides. NCBI's taxonomy places the organism in Eukaryota, Viridiplantae, Streptophyta, Magnoliopsida, Asterales, Asteraceae. The record is from the annotation of a GenBank genome assembly.
AUGACUACGAAUUGUCAAGAAAUUCCUAUUUGUGGUUAUGUUUCUGCAAUUACGCAUGAAAUUCCUACCUUUGGUUCUACUUCUUGUUUUGGUUCUUUUAUUGUUAUUGCAAAAGAGAAUGCUCGAUUUUUUGGAUAUGAGAAUUUACAUUCGCCUGUGGCCUCUUUUGUUGAGAUGGACGGCUGUACUAAAUGUUUGUUAUCUUCUACCUCCAAAUGGGUUACUGAUUCAGGUGCUUCGGAUCACAUGACAGGUAAUCAUCAUCUCCUGUCUGAUUUUCGUACUCAUACAUCGACAUCCCAUGUUACCAUUUUUGAUGGGUCUACCCCACAAGUUCUAGAAUUUGGCACAGUUGAUCUUGGCCCAUCUAUUUCAUUAUCUUCAGUGUUGAGCCUCCCUAAUUUCUAA